Molecule: messenger RNA, 1173 nt
Organism: Rotaria socialis
Lineage: Eukaryota; Metazoa; Rotifera; Eurotatoria; Philodinida; Philodinidae
Source: the annotation of a GenBank genome assembly
AUGCAAUUCACACCUCCUACGCCGGUUCCUAUUGUCGUACGACCAGAAUUUGACGCAGCAGUUAAAAUAAUCUCUCAGUUACGCUCGAAUUCGACCUCUCUACAUGGCUUACAGUAUCGCUCUAUUAUAUGUACUAUAGUUCGAAAUGAUCCUCAUAUUCUUGAAUUUCUUCUUCGAAAUUUGAUAAUUGGUUUUUCUCACAUCGUCAUCUUUGAUAACAACAGAAUUCUGGCUGGCUAUGACGCAAAUAUUAAUAAUGUUCUUGCACCAUUCAUUGCUGCUGGUGUGGUAACUCAUAUUCCACAGGGUGGAAACACCACUGAUUUACUUCACAAUAAUAUAAAAAAUGAAAAUUCUGUUGAAUGUCUCAAUAGAUAUAGUAAAAAGGCAGAUUGGGUGGCUAUAUUUGAUAGUGAUGAAUAUUUUUACUAUGAAAAUGAAAACAGAGCCGUACAUGCACUCAAUAGCCUUCUCACGGACCUCGAACGAAAUCAUGUAUGUGGAGUUAAAGUUCCAUGGACGAUGAUGUAUGGUGAAGCUAAGAUUCUGAAACAGAACAACACGUUAUUUAAAGCUUACCCUCGUGAAUGUGGAAUUCAUGGAUUGACUAAAAUUAUUGCGAGACCUAAUUUAACAAAUUUUAAUAUUCCACAUGAUAUAUCAUGUAGAGCCAGCGCAGAUACAGUAAAAAUCUUGACGGGAAAUCACAAUUCAAAAAUUUCGCUAAUCCAUUACUAUAGUAAAUCCAUGGAAGAAUUUCUAGUCAAAGUUGAUCAAAGUAUACCUCCGUUUAUAAGAAUGCCAAUAAAAACGUAUGAUCUUGGACCCGUUUGUAGCCUUAUCAAGUUCAAUUACUCGAAAGACUAUGAAAACAUUUUUCUUCACUCUUACCAACAGCUUGAUGCAAUGGAUUCAUUGAAGCCGAAGAAUUUUUUAACGGCACCUAUGCUGACUACAAAACAUAUGGCUGAUUAUCCUCUAUAUAUUUACUUGAAGUAUCGAUGUGCUAAACGACAUGAGUUUGAUAAUGAGAAAUACUUGGCUACUAAUCGAGAAGCAAAAGCAUUAGUUGACAGAGGUGCAAUGGUAGAUGGUUUGUAUCACUUCAUGGAUAAUUUUCCGAAAGAAGCUAUUGGCUGUUGGAAAACCGAAGAGCGGUCAUUCUGUGAAUAG